Parastagonospora nodorum SN15 is the source of this 1047-nucleotide messenger RNA. RefSeq lists its product as hypothetical. The transcript is spliced from 2 exons. Gene Ontology annotation, biological process: positive regulation of DNA repair; regulation of pentose-phosphate shunt; fructose 2,6-bisphosphate metabolic process. The coding region runs from base 1 to 1047 and encodes 348 amino acids. NCBI's taxonomy places the organism in Eukaryota, Fungi, Ascomycota, Dothideomycetes, Pleosporales, Phaeosphaeriaceae. Gene Ontology annotation, molecular function: fructose-2,6-bisphosphate 2-phosphatase activity. The record is from RefSeq and is a predicted model, not a curated record. Gene Ontology annotation, cellular component: cytosol.
AUGGCGCAAUCGAUGAGGCUGUUUCUGAUCCGGCAUGGAGAGACAGUCGACAAUGUCGCUGGCCUUUAUGCCGGCGUCAGAGACUCAGAGCUCACCAAUCACGGGUACCAGCAGGCGACUCGCCUGGGCCUAUACUUCAAGACCAACGCGUUGUCCUUCACGCACCUCUUCUCGUCGCACCUCCAGCGCGCGGCCAAAACCGCUGGGAAGAUCCGCGAAGCACAGCUUGCACUGGCCGGAAAUGAUGAUGCAGCGGCGGAUGUGCCAGAAGUGGUGCAGCUCCCGUUGCUCGUAGAGCAGGACUUUGGGUCGAUGGAGGGGAAGAAAUUCCACGAGCGCCCGCCAGAGUCGAAGCUGACCGGCAAGGAACAUCAUCGCCAAGAGAGUAAAGGCACGACGGGCUUCGUGGACGUGGAGUCGAAAGACGACAUGGCCCGGCGCGCUAAUACCUUCCUCGAUGAGCAUCUUCUGCCCCUGAUGGAUGAAACCCCUGGGGCGGAUGAGCAAUGCAUCGCCAUCGUUUCGCAUGGCAUCUUCCUGUCUACACUCUGGAAGCGACUGCUUCAUCGCCUGCCAGCAAAGAGUGUUGUCUUGUGUCCAGAGCUUCAAGCAACUGCACGCCCAUCGCUCGAGCACCUUGGCGGAUGGUCAAACACAGGCUACCUGGAACUGCACAUGGCGCAGUCCGUAGCGGCUGAUGAUGCUCCUCGAACAUCUGAAUCUGCACCUUCAGUUCCGGUCCCUUCAUCUCCAGCCGAGACACCGGCAUGCGAUGAAGCGUUGGGCCAAGUCGAGGUACCACACCACAGCGAUGGUGGCGAUGUUACGCUGAAGGAUGCCGUGGAUACUCCUGCAACCACCGGCGAGCUUUCUACAAAGUCUAGCAUAGACCGCAUCGCACACGGGUGGAAGACUACGAUCUUGGCUAUCAACGCUAAAGAUCACCUGAAGGGUAUGAAGCGCACAGGUGGUGGUGUAGGCAGCUCACGCCACGACGCCUCGCAGAAGAGCAUCGAGACGUUCUUCAAGCGACGGAAGGUCGAAUGA